This is a messenger RNA of Cyprinodon variegatus (sheepshead minnow), 2646 nucleotides long. It is a transcript of the gene hnrnpd, whose product is annotated as heterogeneous nuclear ribonucleoprotein D. The transcript has 8 exons. Gene Ontology annotation, biological process: regulation of gene expression. Gene Ontology annotation, molecular function: RNA binding. The coding region runs from base 312 to 1265 and encodes 317 amino acids. Gene Ontology annotation, cellular component: nucleoplasm. NCBI's taxonomy places the organism in Eukaryota, Metazoa, Chordata, Actinopteri, Cyprinodontiformes, Cyprinodontidae. The record is from RefSeq and is a predicted model, not a curated record.
AAGAAGAACGACUGACUGCGAUGAAAACAAAACGACGAUCUAAUAUUAAGCAUCACAUUUCUAGCAAUAUUGUUCCUUAUUUUUCGAAAAGUAUCCCGAGUAGUGUAGACUAGUUUUAGAUUAAGUUUUUUUCACGCCAAGCUUUGAGUUUAAUAGAGAAAAGCUUUUUUCCUUUAAGCACAUUUAGUAAUAAAUUACCCUAACUAGCCUCUAGCGGUCAGCUGUUAGCUUAGCUUCUGCUCCAAUCUGACUGUUUCGUGUCUGUUUGUGGGUUAGCUGUCGUUAGAACCAGUUCAGUUUAAAGGUGAGACAUGUCGGAAGAUUAUGAAUUCAGCGAAGAUCCGAGCAUGAUGAGGAUGGAGGAAGAUGGGGACGCCAACUGUGACGAUCCCAUGUCAGCCUCUGGAGACUGUGGCCUGAUGGGAGGAGAGGCCGACGGGUCGAAGAUCGAUGCCAGUAAAAAUGAGGAGGAUGAAGGGAAGAUGUUUGUCGGAGGGCUGAGCUGGGACACGACCAAAAAGGAUCUGAAAGAUUACUUCUCCAAGUUUGGGGAGGUGGUAGACUGCACGCUAAAGCUGGACCCUAUGACCGGCCGUUCAAGGGGCUUUGGCUUUGUGCUCUUCAAAGAUCCAGAAAGUGUUGAAAAGGUUGCCUCACAGAAGGAACAUAAGCUCAACGGGAAGGUGAUUGAUCCCAAAAAAGCAAAGGCCAUGAAGAGCAAGGAGCCGGUAAAGAAGAUCUUUGUCGGUGGGCUGUCCCCAGACACCCCCGAAGAGAAAGUCCAAGAGUAUUUUGGUGCCUUCGGAGAGGUGGAGUCCAUUGAGCUUCCCAUGGAGACCAAAACAAACAAAAGAAGGGGCUUCUGCUUCAUCACGUUCAAAGAGGAGGAACCAGUGAAGAUGAUCAUGGAGAAAAAGUACCACAACAUCGGGCUCAGCAAGUGUGAAGUAAAGGUGGCCGUGUCUAAGGAGCAGUACCAGCAGCAGCAGUACUGGGGAGGAAGAGGAGGAUACUCAUCCAGGGCCCGAGGGAGGGGUGGUGGUCCCAACCAAAACUGGAACCAGGGUUAUGGUAACUACUGGAAUCCGGGAUAUGGGAAUUAUGGAAAUUAUGGGUAUGGUAAUCAAGGAUAUGGUGGAUAUGGAGGCUAUGAUUACUCUGGUUACAACAAUUAUUACGGAUAUACCGACUACAACAAUCAAUCUGGUGGAUAUGGGAAGUCACCACGGCGUGGUGGUCACACCAACAGUUACAAACCGUAUUAAAAGUGGAAACCCUCAACUCCUAUUAGCGGAGCUUCCUUGCAGGCCAUGAGCUGACUCCCAGAUACUCUCAGGGCCCGCUCAAUGCGGACCGGGUAUGAGAAGCAUACGCUCUCGAAUGCUGCCGUUUGGUAUGGUCUUCCAACAUCCUGUAUCCGCAUUUCUAAACUAAACAAUAGGGGAACACGUCCAGCUUUUGUCGUCUUUCUUUCCAUUUUUUUAAUUUCUCUCUCUUUUUUAAUUUCUCUGAAACUGUAAUGUAAAAAGUUAAAAUCUACACAUGUAAUUGUCAUUUUUUUACAGGCCCUUACUCCCCCACAAGUAAUGAUUAUACAUAUGAAUAAAUAACAAUUUGCUUUUCAAAGGAUACAUACAGACUUCUCUGGAUUUUCCAGUUCCCUAAUGUUAAUAUAUGUAUUUAAAAUGCUUGUUUCUUUAUUUAGCUAGUAGACCAUGAGCUUAAAGCUGGUUCGUUUUUGGACUCUACCGAGUUGGGGGAUAAAGUGCUUUAAUUUGUGUAAAUGUAUUGUUCCUGUUUUUUUUUUUUGGUUUUUUACUGACAGCGAUGGAAAAGACUCCUCUUUUUCUUUUUGUUAAUUUCCCUGUAACACAUCUUCUUCUUAUAUCCACUGAUUUUAAAAAACAUAAAAAAAACAUACAUACACUCAAUCAAAAUGUCAUAAUUCCAGAAAUUUGCAUGUAAUGCUCUCUAUAAUGUGUAUUUAUUUAUUUUUUAUAAAUCUGAAAGCUUUUUCCAUUUAGUAUUUUGGUUUUUGACUUCCUCUUCUGGAUUUCUAGCUUAAUUGCAAAAUUGUUCUUUCUAUUAUCAUUUUUAAGAUGUAAACUGUUAAAAUAAUUCUCCUCAGCUUGUAAUUCUUACUGCUUUUAUCAUAUAGGGUAUUAAAGACAGGGGAUUCCUAUCUUUCUUUAAGUAAGUCUGCAGAUGGGCGCUCACCUUUAGCUGACUUGUUUCUGUUUGUUUCCUGCAGGUUUCAGAGCGAUUAAAAGGCUGCGGUGCGCUGGUGAAGCCACACAGAUGAUCCAGCAAAGACUCGACUAGUUUAUCAAAGUAUAUGAAGACUGCUUUGACCUACAGUAUAUUUCUCCUGUAUUCACUGAAGUAUUUUUUUUUGUUUUGCUUGCUACAGAGGUUUAGCAUUGUUCACCUUCCUCAUUCUUUCUUGAUCCGUGUUUAAAUUUCUCCAAGGCUGCUUGUCACUCUUCACGUAUUCCCGACUAAAAAGUAGUUUUGGUUUCAAAAAAAGAUCAACAGAGACCAGAGCACAGUUUACCUGCUUUAUGGUGUUCAUCAUCAGUCAUAUAAUACAAAUAUUCUUACAGUUUGACAUGAAUAAACAUACAUUAUGUACAUGUUAUCUAUUGG